This is a messenger RNA of Paramacrobiotus metropolitanus, 1423 nucleotides long. RefSeq lists its product as uncharacterized. The record is from RefSeq and is a predicted model, not a curated record. The transcript is spliced from 2 exons. The coding region runs from base 179 to 925 and encodes 248 amino acids. NCBI's taxonomy places the organism in Eukaryota, Metazoa, Tardigrada, Eutardigrada, Parachela, Macrobiotidae.
CUGUAAGCGCUCACCACCCGGUCCGCUUUCUUUACAGUCAUUAAUUAAAGACUAUAGUUUUGCUAAUUACACACAGAACAUUUUUUUUCUGCUCUUUAAAGGGCUUUUCGUUUCUGUAAUCGUAUUCUCCGUUGUUUUAUUUUGCAGUUUCCUACUCGCGCCGUGCGCAUUACUUAAAAUGGUGUAUAUUAUACCACAAGGUUCUUAUUACCGCUUGGCGGCAUUUUUUGCCAUACCACAUUUGUUUCUGGGGAUAUUUAGCCUAAUUCCCAUAAUUGUAACCGGAGUGAUGAAUGGAUACGUCGUUUGGAUGUCCAUUGUUCUGGUAGUGUAUAUCAUCAUCACUGGCAUCAUUGGCAUGUGUGGAUUAUGCUUCGUCCAGAAUAACAGUCCACCCAAUCUUAGUCAGCCUACCGAUUCCGCGCAAGCCGGAGAUGCCGGUCUGAAGUUUUUCAACCUCACUGUUGGCCUCAUGGUCGUUGGAAUAGGCAUUGCCCUGGGCUCCAUCAUCCAUGGCGGCGUGAGUCUGGCAUCACUGCCGUAUUACUAUGGCUCAUCUUCGGGUGCAGUGGCCAUUUCCUUUGGAUUCUUUUUUAUUUUUGUGGAAUUAAUUUCCAUUGUCCGUGCUGUCGCGGUUGUCAAAGCGGCAACUGCGGGUGGCAGUGCGCCGGUUAUUCCCGCUGCGGGUCAACCCGGUCAACCAAUUGUGAUAGGAGGUUAUCAUCCAUCGUCAACGGGACAGUCGAUGGCGCCGCCUGGAAUGAUGCCGCCGUAUUCACCGAAUCCUCAAAUAAAUGGUCAGUACAUGCCCACCUCCGCCACUUUGAAUUAUCCACAUAAUGCUGGAUUUUACGAUUCGAACUACGGAUCAGAAAAUAUGCAGCAUGAUGCACCGCCAGCGUAUUCAGAAGCUGUCAAAUACUGAUAUGUAGCGUUUGUGAAAAUUGUAAUCUUAUCAUUUUGCUCACGAAUUGUUUAUUAUUCGGCUAUGACAAUUGUCCAUAUCUGAUAAACAUUUCCAAAGUUAGUUUCUUCUACAAGUUUGAAAUGUUUACUCUUGUGUUAAUUAUCACUUUUUUCUGCCAGUUGACAAGUCUACGAGUAUCUGCUGUAGAUGACCUUACCUGCAGCAUCUCUAAACCUCUUUGACCUUUGGGGACGGCAGCGAAGGAAUAUACUCGUACAGUAGGGUCACAGAUGCAAGAGAAAAUAACGAUUGUACUGUAAUAUUGUUGUUAUGAACGAGUUCGCUUUUAAGAACGGUCACGGAGCAUGUUUGUUGGUCUCAUAUGGCAAUUUUUUAACCUUUUUUCCGUUCCUUGAUACGUUGCUGACCGGUUCAGCAUAAUUAAUUAAUUUGGCAAAUUUUCUUAUGAUUCGUAAAGUUUACGCGCGGUCACAACUGGACACCCUGCUGUUAUUA